AUGUGCGGCUUGGAAUGCUGCAGGUCCAUCUCACGCUCCCAAGAAGGGCGCAGAAGGCCCUGCUGGCANUUGCCGGCGGCGCCUGUGAGGAUAUGGCAGCGGGUGAAGUGGGAUGUCGGGCGAAAGGUGAGGGGGGUAAAAGAGGCGGUCGACCUCGACCGCAAAGCGGUUCUUCGGGACCGCAACGCUCGGCUUGACGCCGAGUUCACCAAGGCGACCGCGGCACGACACGCACAAAUCGCAAUGUACCGUGCGCGCCGGGCCACCAACGCCGACGCCACCUCGAGUACGCCCAGCGUAAGCAAGCGCAAGAACGAGAGGAGGCCCUGCUGGCAGCCCAGCUCGUCGAUGAUCGCCGCCAAGAGGAUGCCUUGGUCGCUGAACAGGCUCGCGCUGACCAACAGCGCGAACACGAUCUUCGGGUCCGGGCGGGGAGCGGCUCGGACGUACGCCGCUGCCGCCUCCAGCCCUGUGACGCGGUCUUCAUCACGGUCACGCUCCGUCACCUUCGAGGCCGGGGACGCCAGGUUUGCCCAAGCCAGGUUGUCGGACGUUGCAAAAUACGCCCAGGUCAACUACCAGGUCGAGGAUCGCAAGGCUGGCGUGGACUUGGCGGCUGGCGUGUCCACCGCCCUGCCGUUGGCUGCCUUAAUACAGGACGCCGCUGAUGCGGCCAACGGGUCUCGGCCCGACCUCCACGAUGUGGUGAGCUGCCUCCUCGUGGCGAUGCGGGCGGCCACCAUGAACGCAUCGUCUCCGGUGGUGUAGCCCGGCUGCGCCGUGGCGAUUCCGGCAUCUUCGGCGUUCCAGCAGCCCAAGGCCGGCCGCGUCAAGGCCAAGCCGCUCCAUCCCAUUUUGCGAGAGAGUAGCUCGGGCGAGGACUCGGGCUGGAGUUCCGCGGGAUUGUCUCGCCGCCCCCCGGAGCCAUCUUCAUUGGCGGACGAUGGCCGGGCACGGCAGUAGGCCAAGCGCCACACGAGCGAGACUCGUGGCAAGGGAGGCGGAUCGGGCUCUGGUUCAGACCGGAGUCUCACCCGGAACCACGGCGCUCGGAAGGGUCCUUCUUCCAGGCAAGCAGUCCCGUCCCUUAUGGAUGCGACUUUGAGUGAUCGUUUUCUUUUACAUGAUGUUUUUUCACAGGCUUCGGCCCCCCACUCGACUUCGGUUGUUGGUACGGUUUCGGCCCCCCCUCUUUCCUCGGACUCAGGGCGUUUGCGUCGUGUUGAGUUUUCGGACCCUCCCCCGCCCUUAGAUUCGCCUGUUUCCUCGGAACCCUUUGCACCCUCUGUCCGUUCUGCCGCAUUCAAUGCUAUAGACUCCGGACAUGUACGUAGGGUUGAGUUUUCGAACUCAGCUCCGGUUUCGGCCGCCCCUGUUUAUUUGGAAACCUCUGGACCCCGUAGCCUUUCUACCGCUCGCCAUGCUGUAGAUCCACGAAUGAUGCAGAACCCUGGGUUUUCGAACCUCAACCCCCCUUCGGCGUUUGAUCCACCAGUGCCGGAUGUUUUGCGUAGCAUGUUGACUUCAGACCAUGCCCCCACAGCUGCUUCGGUAGCCGUCGCCGCACCCCCCGCUGUCUCCGAUGAUCGUGCCUUGCCACUUUCUUCUAACACAGCACACAAUCGUCAAGCAUCGAUCGAUGCGACUGAUGCAGCUGCUCGUAAUGCUCAUGUAGCUACCGUUCAACGAGCGUACAUCACCCUCAACUUGAAAAAAGUUGAGAAUGUCGCUACCAUGCCCUUCCCCGCUACUCUGUUGCCGGGAGAUGGCUAUCAGCAGCUUAUUCGCACAACAAGAACUGCUUUGUCCGAUAUUUUGCUGUUGUGUGACGAGCAGAGUGAAGGUUUGACAGGCGCCGAUUCUGUGCGUGGAUGGGAACGUCAUCUCGAAAAAAACUUUUGAGUGCGAUCACCCCCGACAAGCCCUCUACCGCCGAUCUCGUCCUUGCCGUUACUGAUUUCUUUCAGCAAGUGAAACGGAGCUU
This is a messenger RNA of Ectocarpus sp. CCAP 1310/34, 1984 nucleotides long. The record is from the annotation of a GenBank genome assembly. Lineage: Eukaryota; Phaeophyceae; Ectocarpales; Ectocarpaceae.